Messenger RNA from Drosophila teissieri, 639 nucleotides. RefSeq lists its product as uncharacterized. NCBI's taxonomy places the organism in Eukaryota, Metazoa, Arthropoda, Insecta, Diptera, Drosophilidae. The transcript is spliced from 5 exons. The record is from RefSeq and is a predicted model, not a curated record. The coding region runs from base 1 to 639 and encodes 212 amino acids.
AUGAGCCAGAUGCAACUGCAAUCGCAGCGCGUUCGCCGCACACGUCACCAUCGCCGCCAUCAGUCCGCAGAACCGUGCGAGUGCCUACGUCCUGUGAUAAGGGUUUUUGGUCUGCUGACUUCAUUCGUUAUCUGCGGCGUUGGCGUUGAUGUCUACAUGCAUGGCUAUCAGGCCGGUCUUUAUAUAGUUUUUUCAGCCGUGCUGGUAAUGUUCAUUGAGAUCAAGUGGCUCUUGACUAUUUUUUUGCAACUUCAGUGCGCAGAGGAUAAUUACCAGCGGAGGACCUGCAGCUGCUCGGCCUGCUGGCGACUGUCAGCGAUUUGUGGCGGUUGGCGACCCACUCCUGUUUAUGCGGUCAUCGGCAUCUGCCUGAUACUAUAUCCCCACAAUCUGUGGCUGAGUUAUGUGGCCGGGAUGUUCCUGAUACUUCUCGGGCUCCUCAGGCUUUGCACGCUGCUCAGAUUCAGCCCCUCCAAGGAGGAGGGUCUCCUGCCGCAGUGUGACUUUGAAAAGGUCUCGAGCUUUGUGGAUACCAUGGAGGAUGAUUUCGCGGAGGUUGGUGCCUCGCAAGCGGCCUUGGAGGACGAAGCGGAGGAGGAGGGCGACGACCACCCCGUCAUAGAUGACGACGUUUGCUAA